GGGCCGAGCCGGAUCCGCCCGCCCGGCGCAGCGCAGCGCAGCGGCCCCGUGCCGCCAUUUUCCCUCCCCGGUGUGGCCGCGUGCCUUGUUUUAUUGGUUGUUGGGGGGGAGUCGGUCGGUCGGUUGCUCCGUUCCUGGCUGUUCUUGUCUGCCCUGCCCUGCCCUGCCCUGCCCUGCCCACGAGGUGCCGUUCCUGGUCUCCUCUCCUCUCCUCUCUCCCCCACCCCGCGGCGGUUACCGGAUCUCGCGGUAAAGCCCCCGCAGCCGAGGGAGGGACGGAGGCGGCCGAGCUCCGGCCGGGAUUCGGAGCCCAGUGCUCGCCAUUUGGUCUGAUUCCGAGGAGAGGGACGCCAUGCCCGGCUGCUCCUCGGAUUGACCCCUGGCGCCGGCCCGUGCUCGCCGCUCCCCUCCCUGCUUCACUCCCAGCCUCCGGAUCGAAAGAUCCAAUUCGCGGGGCAUUCUUCCGUCCUCUUCGCCCAAUUCCUCCACAGGACUGUCCCUGUCUGCCAAUCGCUCUCAAUUCCUCCCUCUUUUAAAACUCUGCUCUUUCUCCCUCUACCCCCCACCAAGAUCCAAUCCCCACCGCCGCUCGCAUUCUGCGGUCGCCGGGGAUGACGUCGCCGGUGACCACGCACGCCUCGCCCUUCCUGCUCUCCCUGCUCCUGCUCCUCUCCAUCCCGGUAGUCUUCCUCCUCGCGCCGCGCCUGCUCCCGCCGAAGACGCUCCCCGCCAUCCCGGACGCCGACGAGUCAGACGACCUUGCCCUCUUCCGCCGCGCCAUCCUCUCCUCUUCCUCCGCCAAGCCGGCCACCACCUCCUACUUCUUCCACCGCCGCCCUCGGCCCAAAGUCGCCUUCCUCUUCCUCACCAACUCCGACAUCGUCUUCUCACCACUCUGGGAGAAGUACUUCCAUGGUCACGGCCAGCUCUUCAACCUGUAUGUCCAUGCCGAUCCCUACUCCGUCCUAGAGCUGCCCCCGACGCCCACCUUCCGCGGCCGCUUCGUCGCAGCCAAGGCCACGCAGCGUGCCUCCCCCACGCUCAUCUCUGCCGCCCGCCGCCUCCUCGCCACCGCACUCCUAGACGACCCGUCAAACCAGUUCUUUGCGCUGCUGUCUCAGUCCUGCAUCCCGCUGCACCCGUUCCCCACCCUGUACAAUGCACUCGUCUCCGACAAUGCUGGCCCUCACGGCCACCACCGCAGCUUCAUAGAGAUAAUGGACAACACCUCCAUCCUCCAUGAUAGGUACUAUGCCCGCGGUGAUGAGGUGAUGUUGCCAGAGGUGCCCUAUGGCCAGUUUCGUGCUGGAUCGCAGUUCUUUGUGCUGACCAGGAGGCAUGCCAUCAUGGUUGUGAGGGACAUGCGGCUUUGGAAGAAGUUCAAGUUGCCUUGUCUGAUCAAGCGCAGGGACUCGUGCUAUCCGGAGGAGCACUACUUCCCCACAUUGCUGGAUAUGCAGGACCCUGCUGGAUGCACCAAGUAUAGCCUGACGAGAGUGAACUGGACAGAUCAAGUCGAGGGCCACCCACACACUUAUCAUCCUGGGGAGGUGUCGGCGGACUUGAUCAGGGAGCUGAGGAAGUCAAAUGCAACAUACUCAUACAUGUUUGCACGGAAAUUUGCCCCGGAGUGCCUCGAGCCGCUGAUGAAGAUUGCGGACUCUGUCAUCCUACGUGACUAGGCCAGCAGCACCUCACAUUUUGGGGUGUCGGAUACACUGAGAUGAUGAGGGUUGUGAUGCGAUGAACAGGCACAAGCUAGUCUAUCUAUCCUACAGAUAUUUCUUGAGGGAUGGCUUAUCCCAUCCUUGCUCUUCCACGAUUCAAACAUUUUCUGGUGAUAGACGGUGCUGGUCUGAGAGUAUGGGUAUGACUACUGAUUGUUCUAUGUGAGUAUGUUGUUUGAACACGACCACUUCUUGGCAAGUAACAGAUCAGUAAUUAGGAUGAUAAUCCUAUGUAUUACACGGACUUAGAGGCACUACUAUGUCAAUACAUCCAGUGUCGCGCCUGUUGUCGAUAA
This is a messenger RNA of Hordeum vulgare subsp. vulgare (domesticated barley), 2023 nucleotides long. Its product is annotated as glycosyltransferase BC10-like. Gene Ontology annotation, molecular function: glycosyltransferase activity. Gene Ontology annotation, cellular component: membrane. The transcript is spliced from 2 exons. Lineage: Eukaryota; Viridiplantae; Streptophyta; Magnoliopsida; Poales; Poaceae. The coding region runs from base 612 to 1682 and encodes 356 amino acids. The record is from RefSeq and is a predicted model, not a curated record.